UAUAAAAGAAGUAUUUUUAUUUACUAGCGUACUAGCAUUUGAUAGAUCUCAACAGGGCUCGACUCCUCUCACGCAAGGCGAAAAUGUGUGUGAAAAUCCAAAAAAAAGAAAUAUUUCAGUUUGACAGUAUUAAGCCGUGAGGCGAAAUAUACACACAAAAUCAGCUGAUCUAGUAACACCACCAUUUAUAAAUUCACCUUGGUCUCAUACGUGAUCGAAUUAACGUCACGUAAAACUCACAUUUUUCGGAUUUUGACAUCGUGAACGUAUUGUUUUUAUCGUAAUUCGGUUUGAUGUCACAUGUGAACGAAUUUUUUAUAUCGUAAUUCGAUUUGAUGAAAUACGGGAACUAGUGGUGAGCGUACUCGUUCGUUCGAAAUGUCAUUCGAACACUACCUGUCAAUCGAGCGCGAACCAAACAACGCAAAUGUCCAAUUAUACUAAACUGAACCCUACCCAAAAGGAUGUAAUGGUGGAGUUUAUGGCCGAGCACCCCAACUUGGCUAAGAGCAAAUUUUCUAAUUUCGCACAAGGCAGAGCUAAAUCGAUCAGUCUCUGGGAGGAGCUUUCUAUGCAACUAAAUGCAGUAGGCCCACCAUUUAAGGAUUGGCGGAAGUGGAAGAAGGUUUUCGCCGAUCUAAAAUAUCAGGCGAAGAAAAAACUUUCCCACAAUAAAUCUGGAGGAGGAAUCUAUACUGAGAAGGUCAUUACUGCCUCUGAGGAGCUGAUACUUGAGGCCGCCGGAUUGAAGGCUUGUGAUGAAAGCGACAAAAGUGAGCCAGCGUGCGGAAAUGCACCAUCUGCAGAAUCAUACAAGCACGGCAGUGACAGUGGUGACAGCAAUUUCGGCGACAGAGAGGCAAGCUCAACCCAUAGUGCCUUGCCGGGCCCAUCUCCAUCGGCAUUCACUUCCACUCGUAGCGAAACACCACGCAGCGACAUACAAAGACGAGCAAGUGGGAGUGAUGAAGAGAUGAAACUUCUCCAAACGCCACCCAGCGACAUACAAAGACGAGCAAGUGAGAGUGAUGACGAGUUGCAACUCCUCCAAACACAACGCAGCGACAUACAAAGACCAGCAAGUGGGAGUGAUGAAGAGUUGAAACUCCUCCAAAUGAAUUUAAAAUCUGUUGCAGACUUUCAAAGAAAUAUGGAUGCAAAAAUAGAUAAGUUGUUGGAGACGCAGGAGAAGUUGUUGGCCGUGCAACAAAGAUUCCUGGCGAUCAAGGAGGAAAAGCACCGCAUUCAACAGUCCUCGCGAGAAACAGAGCUAGAAAUAAAACGAUUAAAAUUAGAAACAUUAGCCAUGGUAAUUAAUAAUCUCAAAUCUAAAUAAAGUUUGUAUUCGCCAGCAGA
This is a messenger RNA of Rhagoletis zephyria (snowberry fruit fly), 1356 nucleotides long. RefSeq lists its product as uncharacterized. Lineage: Eukaryota; Metazoa; Arthropoda; Insecta; Diptera; Tephritidae. The record is from RefSeq and is a predicted model, not a curated record.